GUUACCUUUGACCUUUUCAAAAUGGCGGCAAGAUUUGGAGUUCGAUGUCGGAACACAUAAACUUUUACGAUUUUAUCGACGUAGCAAGACAUUUGCUUCAUAUUACUGACGGCAUACCAGAGCAGAGAUGCGUUUUCGAGCCAAGAUCGUCGAUAUUGCGUGCAUACAGCAUUUUACGCGAGUGGUAUCUACCAUCUCCAAGCUGUGUAAGACCUGCACCUUUCGACUGACUCCUGGGAAAAUCUACUUCAUCCUGUCUGAACAGGUGGCCAAUGGUGGGGUCAGUAUGUGGUGUGAGCUUCCACAGGCCAACUUCUUUGACCAGUUCCAGAUGGAGGGCGUGUCUGCUGAGGAUAAUGAGAUUUAUCUGGAGCUGGUCCCAGACAACAUGAGCAGGGCGCUGAAGUCUGCACAGGCCGCAAAACUGGUCAAGAUCAAACUCACCAAGAAACAUGCAGCAUGUCUUACCUUUGAUAUUGAGUUGCCCUCCCUGACUAACCAGUCCAGAACUGUUGUCCAUGACGUACCCGUGAACGUGAUCGCUCGCCGACUGUGGGGAGAGUACCAGGAACCGGCCAUGCCGCAGUUUGACGUGAGUGUAUACCUGCCUGCUCUCAAGACCAUCAAAACUGUGGUGGAGAAGAUGAAGAACUUGUCAAACUUUCUGGUGCUCUCGGCCAAUCGGAAUGGAGACAUGACCUUGAAGGUGGAGACGGACCUGGCAGAGGUCACCACCCUGUUCCGAGAGUUGGAGAUUCCAUCCUGGUCAAGAGAAGAAGAAUCUGGUGUCUCCCAGAGUGACCGUGACACUGACGAGAUGGCAGAAGCUCGUGUGGACAUCAGGAAGUUCUCUCAGUUCCUGGCCGGUCAGCAGGUCAACCCUGACAGGAUCAUAUGCAACAUAGUUGACGGGAAUAUUCUUCACUUCUUUGUUCUACAUGAGGACUUGUCACUACAAUACUUCAUUCCUACAGUUGCCAUUUGAGUGGAAGGCAUGAGUGGUCUUGCUAGUCUUUGAUGGUUUGUCUGGUUCCUGACUGGAAGUUACAGUACUUCAAUUGGAAAGUUUCACAAACCAUGUUGAUAUAUCAUGUACAGCAUCUCAAACUUGUUCAUGUACUGAAAAAAAACUUGAUUUGUAUUUGAUUAGU
Messenger RNA from Branchiostoma floridae (Florida lancelet), 1151 nucleotides. Its product is annotated as checkpoint protein HUS1-like. The transcript has 9 exons. Gene Ontology annotation, biological process: double-strand break repair via homologous recombination; mitotic DNA replication checkpoint signaling; nucleotide-excision repair. Bases 128 to 985 code for a protein of 285 amino acids. Lineage: Eukaryota; Metazoa; Chordata; Leptocardii; Amphioxiformes; Branchiostomatidae. The record is from RefSeq and is a predicted model, not a curated record. Gene Ontology annotation, cellular component: checkpoint clamp complex; nucleolus; site of double-strand break.